CCGGGUCUUUGUUGGUUGGCAGUAGUGAAGAUGGCGGCGUCAGGGAGGAGUACAUUAUUAUCCUCCAACAACAGUGGACUAAACAGCACAGCCGAACAACCAAACACUGAAGACGAAGAUGGACAGGAUUUAUGGUGGGAACAACUGACAUGUCUGUUUAGAUCCAGGACGAGCUUUUAGAUGGAGAGUGACUGUUAUUGUUCAGACUCAGAGUGACAGCCCGUCUAACACAGCUAGCUAGCAGCGGCUAGCCUAUUGCUAGCAGUAGAGAUUGGCUAGGUUUACGAAUGAAUGGUGAUGCUGAGUCUGAUGAUUGUGUGGUUUAGUUAGUGAGCUAGCUUGCUGUAUUUCUGCAUAGGCUUGUAGAUUGACUAGCCAGCGAUAGCUAGCCUUGGCUAAUGCUACUGGUGAUGAUAAGCUAGUUAACUAGCUAGUGGAACGAUUCUAUAAGAUGUACAUGUAGCCAGUCAUCUAUCUAGCUAGCUAGCUAGUUAGAUAACGGACUGCUCUAUCCAUCUAUCCGCAGGUCUGCUAUUCUGAGCGAAGUAUCGACGCACUCCAGAUCUAAACUACCGUCCGGGAAAAAUGUGCUGGUCAUGGGUGGGUAUCUCGCUAUCUCCUUGGCUAGUGUGUGUGUGUGUGUGCGCGCGUGCGCGCGCGCUAGCUGUGACGAGCCUCUCUCCCCCACCCUGUCUUCUCCUAUUACAAUGAUGGACCAAUAUGAUACCAGCUAUCAGACAGGCUAAUGUCGCUUUUAUGUGGAAUUCUGUAGCGUGUGUGUUUGUGUGUCUAGCAAUCAUUGUCUCAGUCCAGUCAGCCACAGUCGCCUAGCAGUUACAACGGCCAGGAUAAUCCUCUGCUACAGAGGCUAAUCAGUAUGGCGUGAGUGAGUGAGGAAUGCUGCCUACUCUGCAGUAUUUACUGAUAGGCCUAAUAGUAGAAUAUUGUAAUGUACCAUCUGCAUCCUUUACAUUGUUAGGUGUUUAAUAACUGUCUGACUCUCUCUUUCGGGGUGUGCGUGUAGGGGAGGUGGGGUCGGGGAAGACAACCCUGGUUGCUAAGCUACAGGGUGUGGAGGAUUUCCUGAAGGGGCGUGGCCUGGAGUACCUCUACUUUAGUGUCCAUGACGACGAUAUUGACGGUAACCAAUCACAGCUUUCAUUUUACCGUUUACGCCAUCAUUGCUUUUUUUUUCUUUUGUUUUUUUACUGCUAGUAGUGCUGAGCGAUUAGUCCUUUUCGAGGUUGGAUCGGUUUUGGCUAGAUUAUUUUUUUUAAAUCGCGGUUUUCGGAUUCGGUUUGUAUUACUUUUAACAUCAUUAAAUGUAUUAUGAAAUAAACACAUUAAAAUGGUUUUAGAGCUUUUUAAUGGACAUUCCAAAGCCAAAAAUAGUGAACAUUCAAUUUAUGGUCAUUGUAUUGAAUUACAACGUUUCUGCGUUGAACUAGGUAGAAUAUUUGCUUAAUGAAAACUACAACUCUUUUUAGCCCAGCAUCCCAUACUGUAGUUCUUGACUUUUUUCGUGAAUGAUUUGAUUUCUCUCUAGAGAAACGGCGUGUUGGGCUUACAAAAAAACAAACUAAAUGGAAUUCAAGUAAUUGAACCAACGUCGGUCAUUUAGUUGUUUAAUAACCGAACCCCCUGCCCCCUCGAAAUGUUUGUUAAUCGCUCGGCACUAACUAUUAGGUCUCUGGCUCUGUCUAUAAUAUGUGUGUGUGUGUGUGUGUGUGUAGACCAAACCAGGUGUAAUGCCUGGGUGUUAGAUGGGGAUCUGUACCAUAAAGGUCUGCAGUCUGUUGCCGUGCAACGAGAGGCGCUAGGUGACUCGUUGCUAUUGGUUACCGUGGACCUGUCGCGGCCCUGGGUCGCCAUGGAAUCGCUUCAGAAGUGGGCGGCCAUCGCUAGGGAACAUAUCGACAAGCUCCGGGUCCCCCCGGAAACACUGAGGGAGCUGGAGAACAGAAGUGAGUCAAACACACACACACACUUCAUGUUUUACCCUCUGACUUCUAAACCUAAAUAGGACCCUAAACCUAAACAGGCCCUAGAUCUAACCCUGAACAGACUGGUACCAGAUAUUUUAUUGGCUUGCUCAGCUGACUUUUAGCUAGCCAAGUUGCUGAAACUGUGCUGCAGAGGACUAUUUGGACAUUGUGGAAAGACGAUAUCUGAGCCUGUGUGACAGUGUGAAAAGGGUUUUAACCAACUGCACAAAAAUAAGCUAUGCAUAAAGAAAAUGUGCACAUUUCCCCACCAGUGGUGUGUUUCUAACAAACUGUCUUGUUGCGGAUGAAAAGCAGUGCGUAAUGAUCUAGUGCACAUUAAAGGUACUUUUUUGCUUAAGUUUUCAUGUACUGAAUAAAAAUCUAAGUUUCAAUGUGUUUCCAUUGCAUUUUCAACUCUACCAAUGGUUUUGUCACAAACUGUCUAGUUAUUUUGCAAAUGUGCCCACCCUGGUCUUGGCACGUGCACUCUACCCAACUGCUUUCAGAUACAGUGCAGGUAGGCUAGUCUACAUGAUGAGAUUAUUAUGGAUCAUCUUUGUCAAACGGCAGCCAAGCAUCCAUCAUCAUGUCACCAGAAUAAGACCCUCUAAAUGUUUUGGAAAGCAGCGUCAAGCUCAUCACCCUGUGAAGUUAAUCUUAACUUAUUUAAUCUGUGGCCUAAUAAACUGCAUGGUUUCCUGAGACGUAGUGAGAGGACCACACACCAUAUCAUCACGUUUACUUCCAUAUGAUGGUUAUUAUAUCAAUAUUUGCGCAUAAAGGCGUUUCCACCACCAUUUCUCGCAUUAUUAAUUUUACAGACACAAAAAUAUCCCACCAUGUCGAACAAACACAUUUUUUUAUGCGUCAGGCAAUUCAUCCGCAUUAAAUUGUUGGAUAGAAACCUGGGGCCUCAUUUAUCAAUAUUGUGUAGAAACUAUUCUAAAAUACUACUUAAGAAUGGAAUUUAGAAUGGUCGUACGCAUAGAAAAAGUGUGAUUUAUCAAAGAAUCCUACAAGAGUCAUAUACACACCGGUAGGAGAGAACCAUUUGAUAAAUAACAAUUGUUCUCAGCCUCAGUGCUCAUGCACAACCUUGGCUGUUUGCAUUUCGAAACGCCCCUAGUUAACCAUAUAUGGUCAAAAUCAUCCAGGACAAUUUAGUUGCUUUAGCAAUGGCAAAUAUACUUCAAAUAAUAAGCCAUCCAUCCUCAACAGCUCCCUCAAGUAUGCUUAUAGGCCAACAUUGCUGUUCUGCAGAAUGAACGAAUCGUGCGUUCCACCUGGUCACCACAUUCAGCAGUGUCUUUUGUGCAUCACAUAACCUAUCACCUGCACAUAAAGAGUGGAAGCCUUUUCUGUUCACAUAGUUUAAAAUCAUUUUGGGAUGGUGAUUUUAUAGCGAUGUGGUGGCCGUCUAUUGCUCCGUUCGUAUUUGGGAACCCAUUGAUGGCAUCAUGGCGAAGAAAUCCCUCUGGACUUCCACCUGUUGUGCGAUGAUGUAUGGAAAUUGUAUGUGUUACUGUUAAUUUAGCUGAUCUCAGUCCUCUUUCUGCAGAUCCCACCUGUCUCUAAAAACCCGCUCUCUGCGAAAUGCAGCGUGUGCCAAAUCUUCAAACAGAGCAAAUCAGCCAUCUCUCAUUCAAUUUCCCAUUGUCUCAGUCUUUUUUAUAGUAUUUCAACAAUGGUUUAACUUUCACACGUACCUCUAAUUUAACAAAUUACUGUGUAUGGAUUAUUAUUGUAACAAAUGCACUGAUGUGGUCAAAAUUAUAAAGCAUGUCAAGAUAUGUUGCAUUAAUUCACAAUGGAAAUACAAUGACAUCGAAAAAGUAUUUAAUUAUUGCUCUCAGAAUUUCACACAUUUUCCCUAUAUAUUUUCCCCAUUCUAUGCUUGACAAGCAGUUCCCUUAUUCCACCACUUGGCACUGUGUAUACGCAUGGUCAUGGCUAAGCAAACGUUCAUAUUGAUAAAUCUCACACUUUGCGUGAAAAUAAUCCCACGCAUGGUUUACGCUCCGAUUUGUGCCUACACACAUAAAUAAAUGAUAAAUGAGACCCCUGGUUUGUGACUGUCUGUCUCUGUAGUGGCCAGACAGUUCCAGGAGUAUGUGGAGCCUGGCGGGGAGGAGAGCAGCCCCCAGAGGAGGAGUGAGGAGGAGGAGAACGUUCUGCUGCCGCUCGGAGAAAACACACUCACACACAACCUGGGUCUACCCAUGGUGGUGGUCUGCACUAAGGUACACACACACACACACAUUGGAAUUGUCCCUAUUCUAUCUGUUUCGCUGUGAUGUCCUCAGUUGGCUGGAGAAGAGCAUGACUACAUAUAUUACCUCUGACCUCUAAACUGUGUGUGUGUGUGUUGCAGUGCGAUGCCAUCAGUACGUUGGAGAAGGAGCAUGACUACAAAGACGAACACCUGGACUUUAUCCAAUCAUACAUCAGACGCUUCUGUCUACAGUGUAUCCUUUACACACACAGACAGUUGUGUAUAACUAUACCUCUAUACUAGGCGGUGUCAGAGGAAGGCCCAAAAAAUUGUCAAAGACUCCAGUCGCCCAAGUCAUAGACUGUUCUCUCUGCUACAGCACGGCAAGCGGUACCGGAGCGCCAAGUUUAGGUCCAAAAGGCUCCUUAACAGCUUCUACCUCCAAGCCAUAAGACUGCUGAACAAUUAAUCAAAUGGCUACCCAGACUAUUUGCAUUGACCCCCACCCCUUUUUGUUUUUACACUGCUGCUACUCGCUGUUUAUUGUCAAUUCAUAGUCACUUUACCCCUACCUACAUGUACCUGUACAUAUUACCUUGACUAACCCGUACCCCCGCACAUUGACUCGGUACUGGUAUCCCCUGUAUAUAGCCUCGCUAUUUUAUUGUGUUACUUUUUUUCACUUUAGUUUAUUUAGUAAAUAUUUUCUUAACUCUAUUUUCUUAAAACUGCAUUGUUGGUUAAGGGCUUGUAAGUAAGCAUUUCACGGUAAGGUCUACACCUGUUGUAUUCAGCGCCUUGUGGGGACACACAAUUCAGUCCCAUUCAAAAUCCUAUUUUCCCUAACCCAAACUCUAACCCGAAGGGUGUUUUCACACUUGGGCCCUUUCAGCCGAUUUUUGUGAACUUAGUGCGGUUCGCUUAAUUCCCUUUUUUAGGACAAUGUGAACGCAAAGCUCCCCAGGUUCGCUUGUCAUUGUUCCCGCACCACACACUAGACUUCUGCACAUUGGUGCCACAAAAGAGAGAAGAUGAUGAUGUGCAGGUUCACAAAAGAAAAUGUGUUCUAUUUUUGGAUAUUGAUUAGCGAUUGUCAAGGACGCACAAACUCCAAAAUGUGUCAAGUUUUUAGUUCAGAUUAUUUGUUUGCAAUAUGUGAUCUAUAGGCUAGGAGAGCUUCAUAAGCUGUUUACUGAUUGUGGGGUUUGAAUAGUGUGAAAAGACAAUAUAUUUGGUGAGAAUCACAACAUAGGGUACAAAAGCUAUUCUAGCUUUUAAAGGGGCAGUAGUCUACCUUGGGUGGACAAUUUUCAAUUACAGCAUUAUUCAUUCUAUUGCUAUUUAUUCUGUUACCGCUCAAAUUGACAUGUUAAUAGUAUCUUCUGAUUACAAUUAUUAUGACUCAUAUUUUAACUAAAUGCAAUAUAUGAGCUUCCAAAAUGUAAGUAGGUAUAUCUAGCUGUCUGAUGACACAUUCUGAUGGAAUGGUUUGUCCUGCACAUUGUAAAAACUCAGAGUGCAUUGAGUGAAUGUUGGAAAAAGAUCUAGGUUCCUUUCUAGAAAUAGCAAUGUGAAUGCAAAGAGGACUCGGUCCACAAAAUAGGUGAAGUGAAGUGGCAAAAGAUUUGAGUCCUUAUGCAAUGGGCUCCCUAGUGGCGCAGCGGUCUAAGGCACUGCAUCUCAGUGCUUGAGGUGUCACUACAGACCCCCUGGUUCGAUUCCAGGCUGUAUUACAACCGGCCGUGAUUGGGAGUCCCAUAGGACGGCGCACAAUUGGCCCAGCGUCGUCCGGGUUUGGCCGGUGUAGGCCGUCAUUGUAAAUAAUAAUUUGUUCUUAACUGACUUGCCAAGUUAAAUAAAGGUAAAAUAAAUAAAAAUGGCAAGGGCAGUGUGAAUACAAAGAGAACUGAGUUAUUUUGCUUUUUUUACCCCAGAGUUCACUUUAAAGAGGACUGAGAUUGGUUCUUUUUAAAGAGGACUAUAUGUGAAAACACCCUAACCUUAAACCUAACCUUAACCCCUAACCCUAACCCUAAACUUAACCCUAGCUCUUAACCCUAAACCUAAUUCUAACCCUAACACCAAUUCUAACCUUAACCCUAAACCCCCUAGAAAUAGCAUUUGACCUGGUCAGAGUAACAAAAUGUCCCCCAACAUUUUUGUUUCUUUACUAUUCUUGUGGGGACUUCUGGUCCCCACAAGUAUAGUUAAACACGUUCACACGCAUGUGCGCACACACUUUAACCCUGACCACUUUUCCAUAGCAUCUUACCAACCCCUAAUCCAUCUGCAUGCAUUGUAGCGGUAGAGCCAACAUGGCAGUUAGUUUCCUUGUGCCUUCCCUGGAAAGUGUAGUGAGUGAUACUGUCCUUAAUGCUGUGUCAGACGGCGCGUCUCUGCUGUAUACGUCGGUUAAGGAGAUGAAGAAUGUGGAUGUUCUGUAUAAAUACCUGGUUCACAGACUCUACGGUUUACCCUUCCACUAUCCUGCUCAACUGGUGGAGAAAGACACCGUCUUCAUGUAAGUGUGUGUGUGUGUAGUGUGUUUGUGUGCGAGUGUAACCCUGUGUUCUGUAAGUUUGCGCGUGUGUGACCCUGUCUUCUUUCAGUCCGUCAGGGUGGGACAAUGAAAAUAAGAUUUCUAUCCUCCAUGAGAACUUCCAAACGCUGAAACCAGACAACAACUUUGAAGAGGUCAUCGUCAAACCGCCUGUCAGAAAGGUACGACCUCUAGCACCUCACUAUCCUCUAAUUCCCAGAAAGACUGUUAGUAAACCUCACAUUUUCCAUUGUAUUCUAAACUAUAAUGAUAGAUGAAUUAAUAGGAAUCUCUCUCCCCCUCUCUCGUUCUGUACAUCCUCUCCUAUGUCAGUUUGUUCAUGAGAAGGAGAUUCAGGCUGAAGAUGACCAGGUGUUUCUGCUCAAGUUGCAGGUGAGACUUGACACAUGGUGACGUGUGUGUGUGUGUGUGUUGUUCUCUCUCUAACGUGUGUCUUUGUGGUUUCAGUCGCUGCUCUCCAAACAGCCUCCUGCGUCUGCCGGGCGACCAGGGGUAAGUCUCUCUCUUUCUUCUGUCUCUCUCUUUCUUCUGUCUCUUUCUUCUUUCUCUUUCUCUUUCUCUCUUUCUCUUUUCUCUUUCCUCUUUUCUCUUUUCUCUUCUCUCUCUCUCUCUUUCUCUUUCUCUUUCUCUCUCUCUCUCUUUCUUCUCUGUCUCUCUCUUUCUGUAUGUCUGUCUGUCUUUCUGUCUCUCUUAAGAUACUGGAAACUGAUAUGAUCUUGUGUGUGUAACAGGAAUCCAGCAGUAGUAGAGGUCCCAGUGGUUCUCCCAGGACCAGUAAUCGUUCAGCUGCAGCCAACGUAGCUAACACCAUGCCCCAAUCAGGUACUACAUGAUGUGUGUGUAGGUAAUGCCACACAUUACAGCAGAGAAGCAAUUAGGUAUUUUACCAUAGACCCUGCCCAACUGUCGCACCUUUUUGGAUGACAUUCUCCAACCCUCCCUCCCUGUGUGUGUGUGUGUGUGUGUGUGUGUGUGUGUGUGUGUGUAUAUAUAUAGCAGGUCAGACCAGUGAGGGGGUGCUGGCUAACUUCUUCAACAGUCUUCUGACCAAGAAGGCCGGAGCAUCGCCACCCGGCAACAGCACACCAGGGACUGUUCGCAAGUCAGGUAGGACACCCCCGUGUAGCUCAGUUGGUAGAGCAUGGCGCUUGCAACGCCAGGGUUGUGGGUUCGAUUCCCACGGGGGGCCAGUAUGAAAAAAAAUAUGUAUGCACUCACUAACUGUAAAUCGCUCUGGAUAAGAGCAUCUGCUAAAUGACAAAAACAAACGUUAAAAUAGAGCUGUCUUCGAGGCAGAAGGGGUGUAUGUGCCCUGUGUCGCCCUCUUGUGGUUUCAAAUAUAAAUGCAGGCAGAGCUGAAUAGUGGUGUGUGUGUGUUGCAGGUUCUAAGCUGGGUCUGAGUGAUGUCCAGGCGGAGUUGGACAGGAUCAGCUGCAGAGAGAACGAUGAGACCAACAACAGCAACACUAACAACCCUAACCCCAGUACUGAGACCAACGAAGAUCAGACAUGAACAGACCACCUCCCUCUUCCUCACCCCACAGACCAGACGUGAAGAGAACAAACCUCACCAUCCACCCCCCUCCUAACCACCCAGGCAGACCACAGACCAGACAUGAACAGACCACCUCCCCUACCUUACCCCUCCUCAACCCCAGACCAUACAUGAAGAGACCAGACCUCACCCUCCUCCCCUUCUCACCUCUCCUGACCUCCCCUCCUCACCCUCCAGUGAGACCACCACAGACCAAAUAUGAAGACACAUUACCCCUACCUCAUUCCCCAGACCAGACAUGAAGAGACCAGACCUCACCCCAACAGACCAGAACAGAGGAGACACGAAGACCUUCCUCAGGACGGAGAGAGAGAUGGAGAGGUAUGGGGAUGGAGGGAGAGAGAGAGAGGGAGAGAACGAGGAUGGGCUGGAGGAAAGAGAAAGAAAGAUUUAUUCCCCUUUCACCAGAUGAGGUGUUUGGGUUGAUCUUGAUACUGUAGGAGAUAUUGAAGGAUUUGUGUAUAUAGUUGACUGCGAUACUGUAGGAAUAGUGUGUAUGAGUGUGUGUGU
This is a messenger RNA of Coregonus sp. 'balchen', 8822 nucleotides long. NCBI's taxonomy places the organism in Eukaryota, Metazoa, Chordata, Actinopteri, Salmoniformes, Salmonidae. The record is from the annotation of a GenBank genome assembly.